Molecule: messenger RNA, 1730 nt
Organism: Dufourea novaeangliae
Lineage: Eukaryota; Metazoa; Arthropoda; Insecta; Hymenoptera; Halictidae
Gene: Grasp65
Product: Golgi reassembly-stacking protein 2
Exons: 7
Coding region: 161-1471 (436 amino acids)
Biological process (GO): Golgi organization
Cellular component (GO): Golgi apparatus
Molecular function (GO): protein binding
Source: RefSeq, a predicted model, not a curated record
CUGACCUUUACAUAUGAUGAGCAACGUCACCAACGAGUUUAUGUGAAACACUUCUGUUACAUGCAUAUUUUCUAUUUUGAUUAUCAAUUUCUAGACGACAAUUGCUUUAAUGUGUUUUAUUUUAUUGGACCGAGUGACUUAAGAGAACUGCUUAUCGAAAAUGGGAUCUUCCCACAGUAUUGAAAUACCUGGAGGUGGCACAGAAGGUUACCAUGUACUUAGGGUACAAGAUGGUUCUCCUGGACAGAAAGCAGGCCUUGAAGCAUUCUUUGAUUUCAUUGUGGCCAUUGGAAAUACUCGUUUGAAUCAGGAUAACGACACGUUAAAAGAACUCCUGAAGGGUGGUGUAGAUAAAAAGUUAACGCUUACAGUGUACAGUAGUAAAACUCAAGCUGUAAGACAAACCAUCAUAGUUCCCAGUCUCACGUGGGGUGGACAGGGUCUUCUUGGUGUUAGUGUUAGGUUUUGUUCCUUUGAAGGUUCCAAUGAAAAUGUUUGGCAUGUUCUUGAAGUACAUCCAUCUUCGCCCGCCGAAUUGGCUGGAUUACGGCCGUUCACGGAUUACAUUAUCGGCGCGGAUUCAAUUUUACACGAGUCCGAGGAUUUGUUCACUUUAAUAGAGGCUCACGAAUCGCGUUCCCUAAACUUAUAUGUAUAUAACACAGAAGACGAUUCCUGUAGAGAAGUUACAAUUAUACCUAAUCAUACCUGGGGCGGAGAGGGAAGCUUGGGUUGCGGAAUAGGAUACGGAUAUCUUCAUAGAAUACCCAUUAGAAGUGUGCAAGAACAUAAAUCUAAUACCUCGUAUACGAGUAACGUUAAACCCAGCGUUCCAAGUCAGGUGACAACCGGAACUGUUACUCGCACCGGAGGAAAUAAUAUGGUGAUAAGUAUACCCCCAGGUUUUUCUAUUCCGCCUAAUUACGUUCCAUCGCAAGAUAUUACUACAAAAGCUGACCUUGAAACCACCACAAUAGCUCAAACUGUGUACACUCCGAGUGCACAGACAUACACUAUUCCGCAACUAAAUCCUGCUACUGUUGGUGGAUCUACAACAAUUUCUAUACCUCACAUGGUAUCUAAUCAAGGCACUGCGAGUGUUAUGAUUGGUAAUAAUGCUUCGCCUCAACCGAAUACAAUGCCAAAUAUACCUGGAAUGCCUACCACUCCACCUUUACCAACGUUUCCCACUAUGACAACAGUUUUGAAUGAAGCUUGUGCUACAGUCGGUUUACCCAAGGAUUUCUCAGCUGUACAGGGUGUAAGUCAAGGUGUCCCAUCGCCCGAAAUGCAGUUUAAUGCGUCUCAGUCUCACGUAGUCACAACGCCGAUUUCACUGCCUGGCAUGCCACCUAUUACUGUUAGCGCAAGCCUACCGCAGAAUACGCCUUUCUAUGCGUCUGUUCUUCAACAAAAUCAAAUGACCGGCUUGAAUACAGUUCCCACGUCUACGGCGACACCGACACAGUAACAUCGGUUUUCUGUAACGAAAGAAGCCUUUUUGUUCCCCAACAGAAUGAGUAUUGAUAAACGAAGGUAAAAUAAAAUCACCGUUUAUACGUUACAAAUAUAUUGUGUCACUCUACUCUUGUGCGUUUAUACUUUUAUUACUUGUCUGAACGUAACGUAAACAAAUUUCUGGAUGCAUAAGGGAAGGAUUAUGUAAUUCUGUACAUAGCUGAAACGCGAUCACUGAAACUAGGAGUAAAUUAAAGCAUUUAAAUAAAAAC